GGUAGGGCGAGGGCAAAGAGACGGACGGGCGGAUAGAGAAGGGCGGCCGGCUGGACGGUCGGAGGAGCGGGAGAGCGGGCAUGGCCGGGCUGGAGCUGAGCUGCCAGGUGUCGGAGGAGAAUCCAGGACGCGGGGAGGCCUUCUGGGCCCAGUGGCAGGAUCUGAGCCUGACGACGCGCCCGGAAGAAGGGUGCUCUCUGCACGAGGAGGAUGCCCAGCGGAGGGAGACGUACCACCGGCAGGGCCAAUGCCAAGUGCUGGAGCAGCGGGCACCUUGGAUGGUGAUGCGGCUGGGCCUCUUGGGCCAGGGGCUGCAGGAGUACCAGCUGCCCUACGUGCGGGUUCUGCCCUUGCCCAUCUUCAAGCCCGCUCACCUCGGGGGCAAGGAGACACGCGAGGAGACCCCGACGCCGGUCCGGGGGUUGCUGGCUUUGGAGACGGCGUUGGGCGGGCACUGCCCGGACCGCCGCGAGAUGGCGGAGAUCACCAAGGAGCUGCCCCCGGUGGUGCCCGCCAGCCGGCCCGGCUUCACCAAGCCCGGCGCCCCGCACCGCUCCCUGUCCCGCUCCAUGUCCCAGGAGGCCCAGAGGGGCUGAGCCCAGAGAGGCGCCCCGCUGCCGCCGCGCCCGGGUGAAGAGGGCCUCGUCCUGCCCACCCUGGCCGUGGCGGGGCCCGGGGCCGACUUCGAGGAGGUCUGUCGCGAAGCUUUGUAGUUUGGUCAGACACGGGGGCUGGGCACCUGGGGGCUCCGGUGCCCGCAGAGAGACGGACGGAGACAGAGGGAUGGGGGCCGGGAGCCGGGGCGGGGGCGGGGGCCGGGAGCGGCCCUCCCGAGACCUCCGAAGGGGCUGGAGGAGCCGGGGAUGCGAUGUGGGAGGGGGGGAUGUGUCUGGCGGAGCCCUGGGGCCGGGGGAGGUGGUGGGUACUAGACGAGGGACCUCGCUGCCCCCCACUCACUGUGUUAGUCCUGCAAAUAAACCGCUCAACCCAG
Ornithorhynchus anatinus (platypus) is the source of this 991-nucleotide messenger RNA. It is a transcript of the gene TCAP, whose product is annotated as titin-cap. Lineage: Eukaryota; Metazoa; Chordata; Mammalia; Monotremata; Ornithorhynchidae. The coding region runs from base 81 to 596 and encodes 171 amino acids. Gene Ontology annotation, cellular component: Z disc. The record is from RefSeq and is a predicted model, not a curated record. Gene Ontology annotation, biological process: cardiac muscle contraction; skeletal muscle myosin thick filament assembly; skeletal muscle thin filament assembly. The transcript has 2 exons. Gene Ontology annotation, molecular function: titin binding; titin Z domain binding; protein-macromolecule adaptor activity.